AUGGAACGAGACGAAGAAAGGGAGGCGGAGGAAAAGUCCAGCUGGUGGCAAAUGCCUAAUCAAAGAAAAAGGUCGUCGGAACGUUCGCUGUGCCCUCAGUAUGUUUUAGAGGAAGCUAGAAGACGAAUAGAAAAUGGUGAAAGCAAAAGAAAAGUAGCAUCGUCGUACGGGAUGAAAGAAAGUACUUUGCGGUAUCGCCUGAAGACAAAAGAAGCUGCAACAAAGCUUGGUAGAUAUGAUGCAACUCUUUCUCCCGAAAUUGAACAGGAAUUUUGUAAUUAUUUGGAAGAUCUUGACAAUAUGUUUCAAGGGAUGACUCCUAAGAAUUUGAGGAUUGCUGCUUACGAGUUUGUGGUGAAAAAUAAUAUUCCUCAUCGUUUCAAUGCCGAAAAGAAAAUGGCAGGCAAACACUGGCUUCGUGGAUUUCUCAGUCGGCACCCAGAUCUUUCACUAAGACGUCCAACUUCCACAAGUAUUGCUAGGGCGAUGGGAUUUAAUAAGCCACAAUGUGAAAGGUUCUACAAAAAUCUAGCAGAAUUGAUGGACAAGUAUAAGUUUCCUCCAACUUCCAUUUAUAAUAUGGAUGAAACUGGUCUGUCUACCGUACAAUCCUCCAAGGGUCAUAUCAAAAAAAGGAAAGCGCGCUGUUAA
Molecule: messenger RNA, 651 nt
Organism: Acanthoscelides obtectus
Lineage: Eukaryota; Metazoa; Arthropoda; Insecta; Coleoptera; Chrysomelidae
Source: the annotation of a GenBank genome assembly